AUGGGCCGAAAAGCGAGACACUCAUCACGUACGGGUGAUGGCGGUGCAGAGAUUCGUUUGCAAAAGAAGAAGCUACAGGAGGCAAAGAAAGAUCAGAAAGAAGCAGAACUGACGUUUUAUGAUGAUCCAUCUGAACAUGAAAGUGACAAUGAGCAAGUCGAGUCCGAGGACGAUGAAUUAGCAGGUGAAGAGGUGUUGGAACUUGGUGGAGAUGCGGAGGAAGAGGAUGAGGAUGAGGAAGAGGAUGUUGAUGAUGGUGAUGAUGGCAACAUGUAUGAUGCUAAUAGUGAGCGCAAGAAGGUGAUGCAGAUGGAGGGCAAGUGGGGCAAGUCCCGCAAGACGUUUUAUUCUGCCGAUACGGCCGAUUACGAGCUGGAAUCUGAUGAAGAAGCUGCAAAAGAUGAGGAGGAAGCUGCUCUUGAACUACAACGUAAGCAGGCAGAGAUGAUGGACGACGAGGAUUUUGAAAUUGAUGCACCUGAAGCCGAUGGAGAUGACGAGGAGGGAGAGGAGGAAAACGAGGUGAUGCCUGUGGAUGAUGAAGAAACAAUUGGCAAACAAUUGGCGGAUAUUGCCACGCUUGCUGAUAAUGGCAAAGGAGGUGCUGAGAGCAUAGAGCAAGUGCCAAGAGACUUUUCUAAAAUGUCCAAGAAAGACAAGUUACAGAUUGUCAAUCAGUCGGCUCCAGAGUUGUUAGGUUUGAUGUCGGAGCUGGAAUUAACAACAAAGGAGCUAGAGGAGGUAGUCUCGCCGGCCGUACACAAGCUGCGACCAGUGCGACGGAAGUCACGGCAAAUGCAGAUGGGUCUGCGCUACUUGAUGACAAGACAGAACCUGUUACUGAACUAUUCGGCGAAUAUCUCAUUCUACUUGCUGCUGCGUGCAGAAGGCAAGAGUGUGUCCGAUCACCCAGUGCUGAUGCACUUGUUGCUACUCAAAAAGCAUUUGAACAAACUCCAGUCCAUUGAUGAAGUGUUGAACGAUCAGUUGCAGGAUCUGCUAACAAAGGAGCUACCGGCUGAGCGGGAGUCAAAGGUCAACGACGGCCUUGAAAAGUUUUUUGCCAAGCCAGAACGCAAACGAUGCGCUGAAAGCGGGAAGGUGUCAGUUACGAAGGCGAAGAAACAGAAGAAGUCGGCAAAUGUAUCAGCUCAAGAACUGGCCGAGGCGGAGCGUUUUUACGAGCAGACCGUCCGCGACCAAUCGGUACUAAAGAAGGCCAAAAAGGACCUCUACACGCACGAAAAUCCUGCAGCUCUUGCUACCAGUGACGAAAACAGCAGCGAGGAGGGCGAGACCGGCAAGCGUGGCGCGUCAUACCAGAUCAUGAAGAACAAGGGACUAAAGGCUCACAAGAGCAAGCUCAAUCGCAACCCGCGUGUCAAGAAGCGCAUGCAGUACCGCAAAGCUAUCAUCAGGAGAAAGGGUCAAGUGCGUGACGUGCGCGUGGGCGAAGCCGGCAAGUACGGAGGCGAGACUACGGGUAUCAAGUCGAACCUUACACGCAGUCGCAAGAUUCGCAACUAA
Molecule: messenger RNA, 1527 nt
Organism: Peronospora belbahrii
Lineage: Eukaryota; Oomycota; Peronosporomycetes; Peronosporales; Peronosporaceae
Source: the annotation of a GenBank genome assembly